This is a messenger RNA of Geodia barretti, 693 nucleotides long. The record is from the annotation of a GenBank genome assembly. Lineage: Eukaryota; Metazoa; Porifera; Demospongiae; Tetractinellida; Geodiidae.
AUGAUGCUGCUACUAACCAUCUCCCUGGUUGCUCUAACAAUCACCCCUGCCUUCACCUGGCCAGCUGAAGACCCGGAACUGGGUCAAGUGAAUGGGGUCGAUCCACCUAAAUCUUCUCCUGUUUCCACCGAACAUCAGGCCCAGCAAUUACUUUAUGGAGCCAUGCAGGAAGAGAACAAGCUAAUUACCACUGAGCAGGAGGUCCCAGCUUACAAUUACGGAUCAAUGCAGGAAUUGGCUGAGGCCCAGUUUCACCUUCGCUACGAAAUCCCGGUGAAUGGCCUGGCCAUAGGACAGAGUGUAGAGGUGGUCUAUAAGAACCCAAACUCUGGUGUGGUAGCAGUCAACUUUGUGACAGACACUGGCGCCAUUUCUCUGCACGUUAACCCUCGCUACAACUGGGGAGGAAAUGUCAAUUUCCUCUACCUCAACACUUUCUUCAGUGGAAGGUGGCAGAAGUACCAAACGGCCCCCGGCUUCCCGUUCCCAGCUAAUGGAGUAUCCACAACAGUGUCUCUUCGUAUAACCGUUCAGCAGAAUUCCUUUCUCAUACUGGCCAACGAUAUCCCAAUAACAAGGUUCGCAUUUCGUCAUUCGCUGAGUCCAAAAAGCAUCAGAAAAAUCCAGUGGACAGUUUUGGACAACACAGCUACCAGAAAGGCUGUUCUGGAGACACUGGCACUCCAUUUCUAA